Myripristis murdjan (pinecone soldierfish) is the source of this 3524-nucleotide messenger RNA. RefSeq names its product protocadherin-8-like. The record is from RefSeq and is a predicted model, not a curated record. Gene Ontology annotation, biological process: homophilic cell-cell adhesion. Gene Ontology annotation, molecular function: calcium ion binding. Gene Ontology annotation, cellular component: plasma membrane. Lineage: Eukaryota; Metazoa; Chordata; Actinopteri; Holocentriformes; Holocentridae.
UCCAAUAGCGAGAGAGCGGAGCGCAUCCAGAGUGCGCAUCAAAAAGACCUAUGGAAUAUUUAUUAUAGCUUUAUAAUAGAACAACAACUGUGGAGAGACGACAAGAGAGGGGAGGAAUUUCUUUUUGCAAGGGCGUUGUGUUUAAACUGCAAGUUGGGCUGAGUGCGGGCAGUUUGCUGAAUUUCUGAUUAUUUUGGAGUGAAGGUGUCAAGAUGGGAGAAAGAGGGUGGAACGGGCUGCUGGUGCUGGCGUGCAUCUCCUUGGCAAGCCUGACCGCUCUCACACAGGGCAAGACGGUGAAAUAUCAGACAUUUGAGGAAGACGCACCGGGGACAGUGAUCGGAAACUUGGCCAAGGACAUCACCUCCUCUCCCUCCUCCUCGGGGGGCUCUAGGACCAAUUUCAGGAUGAUGAAACAGUUCAACUCCUCUUUCAUCCGCCUGAGGGAGAGCGACGGGCAGCUGACCAUAGGCGAGAGAAUAGACAGGGAGAGGAUCUGCAAACACACCCUGCACUGUCUCAUCGCUUUCGACGUGGUCAGCUUUUCCAAAGAGCAGUUCAAACUCAUCCACGUCGAGGUGGAGGUCAAGGACAUCAACGACAACUCCCCCGAGUUUCCCCGGAAAGAGUCGAGUCUGGAGAUCUCCGAGAACACGGCGGUGGGCACGAGGAUCCCGCUGGACUUUGCCGUGGACGAGGACGUGGGGGUCAACUACAUCCAAAGCUACCAGAUCUCCGUUAACAGCCACUUUUCCAUAGACGUGCUCAGCAGGGCCGACGGGGUUAAAUAUGCGGAGUUGGUGCUCAUGAAGGAGCUGGACCGGGAGACGCAGGCUUCUUACGCGCUGGAGCUGGUUGCUAUGGACGGUGGCAACCCGUCCCGCACCGGAACCACGCGCAUCAACGUCAAGGUGAAAGACUACAACGACAACAGCCCGGUGUUCGACAGGAACAGCUUCUCCGUGGACCUGCCCGAAGACGCACCGGUGGGCUUCCUCCUGCUGGACCUGAACGCGGAGGACCCGGACGAGGGGCUGAACGGUGAGGUGGUGUACGGUUUCGGAAACCAGGUGCCCCCCGAGAUACGGCAACUCUUCAGAGUGGACCGAAAAACCGGACGGCUCACUCUCGAGAGCCCCAUCGACUUCGAGAGCAAGAACACGUACGAGUUCGACGUGCAGGCGACCGACCUGGGUCCCAAUCCGAGCCCAGCCAUCUGCAAAAUUGUAGUGCAGGUGCAGGACGUUAACGACAACGCACCGGAGAUCUCCAUCACCCCCAUGACGUCCAUCACAGCCGGGAUAGCGUACAUCACGGAGGCGGCGGCCAGAGAGAGUUUCGUCGCUCUGGUCAGCACCUCGGACAGAGACUCCGGAGCAAACGGACAGGUGCACUGCACGCUCUACGGACACGAUCACUUCAGACUGCAGCAGGCGUACGAAGACAGCUUCAUGAUCGUGAGUACCAGCCCGUUAGACCGGGAAAAGAUCCCUGAGUACAACCUGACAGUAGUGGCGGAGGAUUUGGGCUCCCCGCCGUUCAGAACCAUCACUCAGUACACCAUCCGGCUGACGGACGAGAACGAUAACGCCCCCGUGUUCAGUAAGCCGGUGUAUGAGGUGGCCGUGGUGGAGAACAACGCACCGGGCGCGUAUAUCACCACGGUCGUGGCGAGGGACAUGGACAUGGGGUCAAAUGGGAAGGUCAGCUACAAACUGGCGGACACCUACUUCAUGGGCUCGCCCAUCUCCACUUUCGUGUCGCUGGACCCCGCCAGCGGCUCACUCUACGCGCUCCGGAGCUUCAACUACGAGGUGAUGAAACAGCUGGAGCUCCGUAUCACGGCCAGCGACAGCGGCUCCCCGCCCCUGUCCGGUAGCGCCAAUGUGUAUGUGAGGAUAGUGGACCAGAAUGAUAACGCACCGGUCAUCACUCAGCCCGUCCCUCAAAACGGCUCUGCUGAAGUCCUCCUGCCCCGGGACGCACCGACAGGCUACGUCAUCACCCGGGUGGAGGCGCGGGAUGCAGAUGAGGGCGUGAACUCUGAGCUGUCCUACGGGCUGGCCACCGGGGAGCCGUCCGUGUUCUCCGUUAAUAAAGCCACCGGGGAGAUCUACCUCAACCAGGUGCUCAGCCACGAGGUGGACGAAACCCUGAGCGUGACCGUCAUCGUGAGCGACAACGGGCGGCCCGCGCUCACCUCCACCGCCACGCUCCACUUCCUCAUCAUCGCGGGCUCCCCGCCGAGUGACAGGACCGUGUACCAGUCAGGCGGUGGAGACGAGGUACACGCGCAGUGGGACCUGUCGGUGGUGAUUAUCGUUGUGCUCGCGGGAAGCUGCACGCUCCUGCUGCUCGCCAUCAUCCUCAUCGCCACCACCUGCAACCGGCGCAAGCGGGAGGGCUACUCCACCCUGCCUGGCUAUGGAAACGGCAAAGAGGCUGUGAGGCCCAUCACCAUCUGGAAGGGGAACUCUUACACCACCAUCUCUGCCAGAGACCCAGCCUUCAGUGGCAAAGACAGUGGCAAGGGGGACAGUGAUUUCAACGACAGUGACAGUGAUGUCAGCGGAGACACUGGCCUGAAGAAAGAUGGGGCAGUCGUUCCUCCCAUGGGGGGCCAAAGUGCUCUAUGGGCAUGCACCAGUGAAUGCAAGGUCCUGGGUCACUCGGACCGCUGCUGGAGCCCGUCAGCGGUCCGAGCCAAUGCCGCACCCUCACCAGGCAUCUCCCCAGCCCCAACCCUCUCCUCCUUCAGCAGCCUGUCCAAGACGGCCUCGCUGCCCCGGGACCCCCACCGCAGGGACAACUACUACCAGGCACACAUUCCCAAGACGGUGGGGUUGCAGAGUGUAUACGAGAAAGUCCUGCACAGAGAGUACGACUACGUCCUGGUCACCCCACCCAGGCCUGUCCGGGUUCAGGAGAUCAGUGACAUCACCAUUCCUGUUUACAGCCCCACUCCAACACGCUGCCCCACCAAUGAAGUCUAAAACACACAUGCUUGCACAUAUACUCACUCUCAAAGAACUGUACACUGUGUUUAAAAUUCUAAUUUAUGAAUCAUUGACAAUGAGAAUCAUGUAAAGAAAUGUUUGAGAUAACUUCUGGCCAUGGAGGAUGUGUAUAUAGUAUAUAAAUUUAUAUCCUAAUAUUUGUGUACUUUGCAUUUUUAAAUGUUUCAUUGUAAAAGCUGCAUUUGGAGUCCAUUCAGUCACUUUGAGGAAUUUGUUGGACAUGAAGUGUAUAAUAUGCAAGGUUUUGUACAUACAGAGAAUUUAUUUUUUAUAAAAGUAAUAAUUAAAAAGUGAAGUAAUGUAAGUAAGAACUGUAAUUAUUGAUCUUAAAGCAUGCGUACUAUUUAAAAAUGGCCCCAGAAACUGUUAAGUUUGAGGCCGGUGACCCACAAUGUAUCAAGUUGAUAACGGUGUAUGAAAUUAUUUGAAUGCAAUAAUGUAACUGUAUAGAUUUUUUAUUAUCACAGUAUUCUAAGAGAAAAUAAACUUUGAAAUACUGUUCUGAAA